CGGCUGGAUAUUUUGCUGUUUCCUGGUUAGAUUGCCAGCCAUUUUGGAUUCUACACGACUAGCCUCUCGGUUUUUUGGGAGUAGUUACUUUUUUUUAAUCUGAAAGAGAACUUGAAGCUAGCGAAUCAAUUCCAGUAAUUCAUAGCGAAGCCAUUUUACAAGAAGAGCGUUUUAUUGUCACCUGCCAACGAUGAACCCUGAAUAUGAUUAUUUAUUCAAGCUGCUUCUAAUUGGUGACUCCGGUGUUGGGAAGUCGUGCCUCCUCCUCCGGUUUGCAGAUGACACUUACACAGAGAGUUACAUUAGCACCAUUGGUGUGGACUUCAAAAUCAGGACUAUAGAAUUAGACGGAAAGACCAUCAAACUUCAGAUCUGGGACACAGCAGGUCAAGAGCGCUUUCGCACCAUCACGUCGAGCUACUACAGAGGAGCACAUGGCAUUAUUGUAGUUUAUGAUGUCACAGACCAGGAGUCUUUCAAUAAUGUUAAACAGUGGCUACAGGAGAUUGAUCGCUAUGCCAGUGAAAACGUUAAUAAGUUAUUGGUUGGGAACAAGUGUGACCUUACAACAAAGAAGGUGGUGGAUUACACAACAGCCAAGGAAUUUGCUGACUCCCUCAGCAUCCCCUUCUUGGAGACCAGUGCGAAAAAUGCCACCAACGUAGAGCAAGCGUUCAUGACCAUGGCAGCUGAGAUCAAGAAGAGGAUGGGUCCUGGAGCUGCUGCUGGCGGAUCUGAGAAGUCCAAUGUCAAGAUCCAGAGCACUCCGGUGAAGCCUGCCUCUGGGGGCUGCUGCUGAGUCUCUCCUCUCCCCUCCCCCGCCCCCAAACCCCUGCCCCAGUUUCUGGUGCGACACCACCUUGUUCCACAGUCAGAAAGACCGAGGAAGGCGGAGAUGGAGAGAAACAUGUUAAGUUGCCUGAAUUGUACUGUAUGAUGUAGCCGCACUACCAGAAAUUCUCAAAAAAAAAAAAAAGGUCAGCAAUUCAAUGAAUGAACUUGGCCCAAACUCCUGCCCCCAACUGGCUGCUUCUGUGUCCACCUCCGAGGCGGUAGAUUCCAUCUUCACAGCUAUUUCAAGAGUCUCAGAGUUCAGGGUUACCCAUGUGAAUAAGAAUGAGUGUAAAUCUCGCAGCAUUCCCGCCGCAGGUCUGCCUCGCGGGUGGUUCCUUUCUCCCGGUGUUUGUGUCCACAUCUGUAGGCAUUUGUCUCACGAUGACGAAGUUUCUGCCAACAUCUGUUCACCGAUAGCGCAGGUGUUCCCACUGUAUGGAGGAUGUCGCGUGACGCUCGUGUAAAUAUGUCCACGUGGGAGGUCUCCGUGCACGCACCCACGUACGUCUGCGACAAUCGCCUGGACAGUCACGGCCCAUGUCCUUAGACCUAGGAACGCGUUGACCUGUGGUGUGUGCGUGCUCACGUAACGUAUGUAGGUGUGAGUGUGCAUGUGUGCGUGUGACCUGACAGCCCUGUACAGAAAGAACCGGAAUAAAUUCCAUUAUCUGAUGACUAGUAUAACUUUGUUAUCUCUGCAUUUACAUUGUGUCUGCAGACUUGUAAUUAUUGAUGCAAGCUCCCUACCCCUGAAGAACCUGAAGAAAUGUUUAAUAAACAUUUUACUUAUUGGAAUUCUUACCUGAGUGUAUAAAAACUUUUUUUGUUUGCUAUUUAACCUGCAACUUUUUGUUCUGUUCAUAAAACAUUUAACUUCAUAAUAAUGAUUGUCAGCAAUAUGGCUGAAACCUACAAGCAGGCUAAUAUAAGGAGUCGACGUCAAAGACGCGUGUGAGGCCCUACGUUAAUUGUCAUAAUGCAAACCGUGUCCAGUUUUAAAGGAGCUACAUUUCUGGACUGGUUUAUUAUAAAAGGGAUCCUCAGAUCUGCUGCUGUAUUUACUAAGGUUGAUGACAUGAUUGUUGUUAUAUCGGUUUGAUUUGAUAUUAGCGUUUUGUUAAAGGUUUCAUACUCUGUACCCUCUUAAGCAACAUGUAUCAGGUCAUAUUUAAUAUAGUUCUUGAAUUAUUGUACUUUCCCAAUGGCUUAAUGUGGUUGCAAGGGCUUGCCAUAGUUUAUGCAUUAAAGGAAUCCUAAGUCCUUCUUGUAUCAGUCGAUUCCAAAACUCAAGUUGGCUGUAAAGGGAUUUAGAAUGAAUCAGAAAGAAAUCCACCGGACCUUUCAGUGCCUCUUCCUGUGCUACAGAGUGAUGUUACUUUAGCUAGUCUAGUUUAAAUGCAAAUGCGGCAAAUUUAGCACAGUCUGCAUAUUUAGAUUUUGUGUCCUUUUUCUUAAGUGUUACUUUGUAAAAUUAGCAUUUCUUUUCCACAGAUUAAACGGUUUGUACUAAGGCAUGCAAAUACACCUCAGUUCUCAUAAUUUUUGUCUUGUGGGAACUGAGCAACUGAGCAAUAGGUUUUUUUUUCCCCCUCUAAACAAAGAAUCUUUACUUUCUGCUGCUGCACUCAGUGGCCAGUUUAAUAGGUACAUCUGCUCACUAAUGCAAACAAUCGGUCAUGUGGCCGCAAUACCACAUGGACAGAGUCAGGGGGGUCACUUCCUGCUUGUCUGAGCAUGAAGACGGCUAAGACGCCUGAUCCAAGUGAUUUUGGAAACGGUGUUUGGUGUCAGACGUGCCGGGUCUAGCAUCUCAGAAACCGUCCCUUUUGUAGGAUUUUCACACACUGCAGUGUCUAGAGUUUGCAGCGAAUGGUGUGAUGAACAAAUAGAACAUGCAGUCAGUGGAGUUUCUGUGGCUGAAGAAUAUCCAAUUUAAGGCUAAGGGGAAGGCAGCAGGUGCAAAAAUAACUAAAAAUAACAGCAUUGUUGAGAAUGACGUCUCUGAACACACACGCCGUCUGCCUUUGAAGCGGUUCUGGAGGCAAACGUGCAUCCUGCCUGGUACUAGCUAGGUGUACCUAAAAAGAAUGGCCACCGAGUAUGUAUAUGUAGUUUGGGCAAAUACUUAAAAAUUCAGGGUUAUUGAAUAACUUAUUCUACAGAAAUUCUGAUCGCUUUCACUAAAUCGGCCAGUAUAUCAAACAAGUAACUAUGUGGUAACGGGAAGAUACACUUUACGCUUCCGAAUGUCGGUUGUAUGCAUGUGUCUAUGUAAUAAUGAUUUACAGAAGUAGCAGGAGGUAAUGGUUUAAUCUUUCACAAUUGUUUAUGCUGAACUGAAUAAAUGGCGUUUGUUUGA
Brienomyrus brachyistius is the source of this 3193-nucleotide messenger RNA. Its product is annotated as ras-related protein Rab-1A-like. Lineage: Eukaryota; Metazoa; Chordata; Actinopteri; Osteoglossiformes; Mormyridae. The record is from RefSeq and is a predicted model, not a curated record. The coding region runs from base 191 to 799 and encodes 202 amino acids. The transcript is spliced from 6 exons. Gene Ontology annotation, molecular function: GTP binding; GTPase activity.